CCCCAUCAAUAGAUGAUCUCCAUUCUGCAUACAUGUUCUCAAAUAAUCCUGCUGAUUUGGACUUCACCUUAUUAAGUUCAGACUCUAAUACUCACUCGAGUAGGUUUAAUCACAAUGACGGACCAAGUUUGUCAACAUCUCCAUUAUCACCCUUGAUGACACCGCACCCCGUUAUCUUUAACAACGAAAUGAUAUCCACUCCCAAUAAGGAGCACCACUUCCCUCAACCUUCAGUGUUCGUACCCUCAGCCGUGCCAAAAGUUGGGCAACAGGAAGGUCCGCCCAACAAAAAGUCUCGAGAAGGUUGGGAGGAGUGCUGGACUUUUGAUCCGGAAAAUCCGUAAAGUCAGGAAUUAGAGGUGGUCCGGAAGUGUUGUAAGUAAGGAAAUUCCGCAGAAACGUCCGGACUUUUUCGCUUCAUACCACACGCAUUUUUCAGGAUAGCCUCGAAAAUAUGCAAUUCCUUGCGGAUUCCUUGCUGAUAUACUCAGGCCACAAAUCAGCUCCAAAUCUCGUGGCUUCACCAUUUCUGACGCGAUUCUCCGGUGAAAUUCGAUUAUUCGGAAUUUCCAUGAUUCUGUCACCUGCAAGUACGGCAGGAGUGUCAAAUUUUCUGAUUGAGAAGUACUGGAUAUUUAUGGGAAGCGCUGACAAAGCCGAGUAAAAGCACUGAUUUUCUGCCAGACAGUUUUAGUCGACACACCAGUCGGCCCCAACACGGGAGGAAUAACUCUACACAGUCAGAUGAUGAGACCAUACCAGACAGUGUGUGUAAAAUGGACGGAUCUUUAAUUUACAAUGUGAAUCCUCAAACUCCGUUGAGCAAGGAAUUGCGCUCGGUCAUCGACAAGAAGAACAUACUCUCAACUAAAACUAGGAAGAAAGUUUUGAAAGCACUCGACGAGCACAUACUGACGGAUGCAGAGCAGAAAGCUGCCAAAAGGAAACAGAAUGCUAUUCAAGAAUUGAUCAGCUCAGAGAGUAGUUAUUUGAAACAAUUGGAACUCGUUCGCAAGUUCUUUAAGCCCCCGCUCCUGGAGUCAAAACUUGUCUCCGUUCCUGGUAUCCGAUCGCUUUUUGGGGACAUUGACGCUAUUUUCAACGUAAACAGUGAGCUGUUACAACAACUUUUGCUCAAGGAGAAAGACAUCGGGUCUGUUUUUUUGGAACUUGCGCCCUACUUCAAGAUCUACUUUGUAUAUGCGUACAAUUACAAACGCACUUCAGAUUUGAUAGAGGAAAGUAUGAAAGAGAGUCCAAAAUUGAAAGAUUUUAUAGGUGUCCAAGAGCGACGUCCCGAAGUUGGAACAAAGUUGUCAUCGCUGCUUAUCACUCCGGUACAGAGGUUACCAAGAUACAAGCUGCUUCUCUACGAAAUAGUCAGUAACACUCCGGAGUCUGAUGAGCACUACCUUUCUCUCAAAGCUGCUCUUCAUGAAAUCGAGAAAAUCACUGAGCACAUGAACUCCCGCAUCAAGGACCACGAAGUUGCCCAAAGAUUAAUCGCAAUUCAGAGGAGUUUUGUCGAUCAAAAAUUGAACAUCGUCAAACCAGGAGUUCGACUUGUCAAGGAAGGUAGUUUAAUGAAGGUUUCAAAAAAUAGCAAAAAAGCCAAUCCCAGGUACUUCAUUCUUCUGAGUGAUUCGCUAAUCUAUUGCAAAGCAUGGUCAAAAUCGAAAACUGCGGAGCCAAAUUCCCUCAGCUGCCGCUGUCUCCUCCCGCUGAAGAAGUGCUUUGUCGAGCCGAUCCUAAGUCGGGGGCUUUUCAAAUUAUCUUGUCAGAACUUUUCGAUUCUUCUCUUCUCGCAGAACGGGACGGAAGAGCUCAACGAAUGGGUUGAUGCUAUCAAUCAAACACGGAAUGAGUAUAAAGAAAAUCUUCUGACGCUUCGCAAGAAAAGCAGCUCGCGAUUUCCACUCAGGCGAAAAGAUCUGAACAAGUUUCUGACCCAGAACGACAGCAAAACCGACCGUCUCUGUCGGAAGAGGAAAAUGUUGGGGCCCAUUCCUGAGGAAAACAAUCACGUUCCGCAGAACGCUUGCCCAAGUGUCCCGAACCCGCUGAAACUCAUGAAGUUGGAUGGUAACUGCAUCUCUGCCCGCAGCAGCAAUUAUUUGAAUGAAAAGAACGUCGCUAAAACCAAUGGACAAAAAGCUAAUGACACUGAUGCAGCAGCAAAUCAAAAUGAAAAUAUUUUCUCUUGGAGUCAACGAUACUACGCCAGUGCAAAAAAGCUCGUCGCAGACUUCGGGAACACAGUGAAAAAUUACGUUCUUUUCCAACGAGACGCUUAAUUACUGUUCAAGAUAUACAUGUUUUUUUUUUUUUUCUUUAAUGACUCAAUGCUCAAUUUUUGACCAUGGCUUGCCAUUUUUGUAGACUGGAUCUUUCAACUCUGAAGGAGACGCAAGCAAAUUUUAGGUAUAUACAGGUUUAGAAAAUCUGGAGAUAGUAGAUAUUCUUAUUGUAGGUAAGGAAAUUUGCUGCAAAGCAAUUCUCUCUGGAAAAUGAAAUUAAAAAUUGGCAUUUAAGUGGCUCAGAUGAAUGGGAUGUUUCAGGAAAUGUGUGAGAAAAUUGCUCGUCUGGAAAUUUUUAAGCUCAAUUCACUUUGGACUUCGGAUUUUUUUCUUUCGUAAAGCAGUCAUAUCACUUUUGAAAAUGCGAUGUACUGAGUCAAUUUUUUAAAUUUUCUUCCUCAUUGAAUUUUUAUAUUUAAAAUUGCUCAAAUCUGAUUCAUAUACAGACCUAUGAUAUCAGCUGACAGUUCUACUGUUUGGGUUCAGCGCAGAAAUAUUUUUAUUCCUGUUGUCAUCAUUUCAAAUGUUCAAUAUUAAUGAUGGAUCUCAGUGGCCCAAUCGAUUUUGUCUUCCUUUCAUUUGUUGUAACAGUUAUGAAUCAUCUUGAAGAUCUCUGUUCUCAAUUAAUGGUAAAAGAAUUUUAACAGUCCAAGUUAAAAUCACUUUUUUUAUUUAGUUCAUAAGUUUAUUCUUGUGAUAUUUUUUUUGCCUAUCUUUCUCAUUUUUACAUCAGAUGAAGAUGCGACAUUGAAUUUUAUUUUAUUUCAACUCAAGGUUUGGAUAAAUUUAAUCAAACGCAGAAUUUUUAGCUGUAUCAGAGAAGUUUUAAUAUUUCUAAUGUGUAGUUUUUUCUCUUCGUCAAUUUUUAUAGCAUCGAUUUUCCUCCAUUUUUUUACGAUCAUUGUUUGAUUUUAUUUGAGACUUCAUAAAGUCCCAAGCAGGCCAUUUCCUCUCUUUAUCAGUUUUUUAUGAUCCCCUGCACUCAAUUUUUCCACGAUUGUUUUGACUUAAAUCCUUUAAAAUUAUUGAUUCAAUUCUUUGUUACAUGUACAGAAA
Messenger RNA from Bemisia tabaci, 3353 nucleotides. Lineage: Eukaryota; Metazoa; Arthropoda; Insecta; Hemiptera; Aleyrodidae. The record is from RefSeq and is a predicted model, not a curated record.